This is a messenger RNA of Raphanus sativus (radish), 1839 nucleotides long. RefSeq names its product UDP-glycosyltransferase 75D1. NCBI's taxonomy places the organism in Eukaryota, Viridiplantae, Streptophyta, Magnoliopsida, Brassicales, Brassicaceae. The coding region runs from base 107 to 1603 and encodes 498 amino acids. Gene Ontology annotation, molecular function: UDP-glycosyltransferase activity. The transcript has a single exon. The record is from RefSeq and is a predicted model, not a curated record.
AGUGCGGUUGCGCCUCUUCUUCUUCGUUUUAAUAGUAUAGUUUUUUUUUCACUUAGAUCUGUGUCAGUUAUCAAUAUAAUCUUCUAUAUAAAUCUAAACUUGUGUUAUGUCUUUCAUCAACUACAAACACACAAAACAUAAAGAAAUGAGUAACGGUAAUGAUUCAUCGAAGUCACUCACCGGACCACACUUUCUUUUCGUGACAUUUCCAGCACAAGGUCACAUCAACCCAUCUCUCGAGCUAGCCAAACGCCUCGCCGGAACCUUCCCCGGAGUUAGAGUCACGUUCGCAGCUCCAGUCGCCGCCUACAACCGCCGCAUGCUCUCCAAAGAAACCGUCCUCGAAACCCUUACCUUCGCCACUUACUCGGACGGCCACGACGACGGCUUCAGACCCUCUACGUCAUCCGAAAAAUCUCGCCAGCACAGCUCCGGACAGUACAUGACCGAGAUGAGACGACGCGGGAGAGAGACCCUAACGGAACUAAUCGAAGAUAACCGGCGUCAGAACCGGCCUUUCACCUGCGUGGUUUACACCAUCCUCCUCACAUGGGUCGCUGAGCUGGCGCGUGAGUUUCAGAUCCCUUCUGCUCUUCUCUGGGUCCAGCCAGUGACCGUCUUCUCCAUCUUCUUCCACUACUUCAACGGCUACGCCGGUACAAUCUCAGAGAUGGCUGACAACAACAACAACAACAACAACAACCUUUCUGGUUCUGUUAAGUUUCCUUCUCUGCCGCUGUUCCGUCUCCGUGAUCUUCCCUCCUUCAUCGUCCCUACAAACGCGUAUGCGUUUGUUCUACCGGCGUUUAGAGAACAGAUAGAGUCGCUGAAGCAAGAGGAGAACCCUAAGAUCCUCGUCAACAGCUUCCAAGAGCUUGAACAAGAAGCUCUAACCUCGGUUCUUGAUGAUAUCAAGAUUAUCCCUAUCGGUCCGUUGAUAACCUCGAGGACCGAAUCCGAGACCGUCGCUGAGUACAUCGGGUGGUUGGAUACGAAAACAGAUUCUUCCGUGCUUUAUAUCUCGUUCGGGACGCUUGCCGUGCUGAGCAAGAAACAGCUUGUUGAGCUCUGCAAGGCGUUGAUAGAGAGCCGGAGGCCGUUUCUGUGGGUGAUUACGGAUAAGUCGUACAGAAGCAAAGAAGACGGGGAAGAGAAAGAAGAAGAUAUCAUAAGGAGCUUCAGAGAAGAGCUCGAGGAGAUAGGGAUGGUGGUUUCUUGGUGCGAUCAGUUUAGGGUUUUGAAGCAUAGAGCGAUAGGCUGUUACGUGACGCAUUGCGGGUGGAACUCGUCGCUGGAGAGCUUGGUCGCGGGAGUUCCGGUGGUUGCGUUUCCUCAGUGGACUGAUCAGAUGACGAACGCGAAGCUCUUGGAAGAUUGUUGGAGGACGGGUGUGAGGGUGAUGGAGAAGAAGGACGAGGAGGAGGAGGGAGUUUUAUUGGUGGAGAGUGGGGAGAUACGGCGGUGCAUUGAGGAAGUGAUGGAGGAGAAGGCGGAGGAGUUUAGGAGUAACGCGGCGAGGUGGAGAGAUCUAGCGGCGACGACGGUGAGAGAAGGAGGGUCUUCGUUUAAUCAUCUCAAAGCUUUUGUUGAUGAGCACAUGUGAGAUACAGUCUCUAGAGGAGUUCAGUUCCACAGCUUCUUUACUAAGAGUAUUUAAUUUAAUUACCAAAUUUUAUUUGAAGUCUGCUGUUUAAUUUUCAAAAAGUUAUUACAGUGGUUUUCUAUGACACUGGUUCUGUUGUUAUGUUGGCUGUUUUUCUAGUGAUAUAAGUCAGUAGGCCCAUACAUUUUCUUAAGAGUUAGCAUAAGAACUAAGAUUUAGACCACUUACUGUUAUUG